AUUGACAUCAAUAAAAGAAAUGAGCUGUCAUACACCUUUAAACUAGGGGCAUCUUAAGUACUUUAUUACUGAUAGUAUGUUGACAGCUUUGUCACGUGCAUUGGCCAAAGUUCACAUUGAAUAUGCAGUGGCUGCAUUGAAUUGUCAGACUAGAAACAUGUCGACAGAUGCAUCAUCAAAGUUUGCUCUUGCUGAUAGGUUAAAAGGCUCUGGUGGGAAUGUCUGGGUUGAGUUUGGAAAACUAGCUACAGAUUAUAAGGCUACUAAUCUUGGUCAGGGUUUCCCUGACUUUUCUGCUCCUGAAUAUGUGAAAGAAGCUCUCUGUGAUGCUGUAAACAGCCCAAAUGUUUUUAUGAACCAGUACACUAGGAGCUAUGGACACCCAAGAUUGGUGAAUGCCCUGGCUAAGACCUUCUCUCCUAUGUAUGGUAGAGAGAUUGAUCCAAUGACGGAGACUUGUGUUACAGUUGGGGCAUAUGGCUCUUUGUAUGCAGCAAUACAGGGCCUGGUCAAUCCUGGAGAUGAGGUGAUAAUUAUCGAGCCAUUUUUUGACUGCUAUGAACCAAUGGUAAGAUGUGCUGGGGGAACUCCAGUCUUUGUACCACUGAAACCUACCAAAACUGAAGGAACUGUUACUAGUGCUGACUGGAAAUAUGAUCUUGAAGAACUUAGCAGUAAAUUCAAUGAAAAGACAAAGCUGAUUAUUCUCAACACCCCUCAUAACCCAGUUGGCAAAAUAUUCACUAGAUCUGAACUAGAAGAGAUCUCAGCUCUAUGCAAGAAACACAAUGUGGUUGUCAUAUCAGAUGAGGUAUAUGAAUGGUUGGUGUACUCAGGGGCUGAGCAUAUCAAAAUAGCAACUUUGCCUGGAAUGUGGGAGAGAACAAUAACUAUUGGCAGUGCUGGAAAGACUUUUAAUGUAACAGGGUGGAAACUUGGCUGGUCUAUAGGCCCUAGCCAUCUUAUACAAUGUCUCACGACAGUACAUCAGAAUUGUAACUAUACCUGCCCUACCCCCAUACAGGAGGCUGUAGCAGUGGGAUUUGAGACAGAGUUACCAAGAAUUAACACAAAGGAAUGUUUCUACCAUUCACUACCUGCUGAACUCCAAGUGAAGCGUGACAGACUGGCUGAACUUCUCAAAUCAGUAGGGAUGACACCAACAAUACCAGAGGGUGGAUAUUUCAUGAUGGCAGAUAUAAGUCAACUAGAUUUCAAGGUAGAUGAGUCAAAUCCAGAACCUAAAGAUUACCAAUUCGUUAAAUGGAUGACACGAGAAAAGAAGCUGUCUGCUAUUCCCCCUAGUGCAUUCUACAGCCAGGGCCACAAGUUUCUAGCAGAGAAUACUAUACGAUGGUGUUUCAUAAAGAAAGACGAAACUCUGGACAAGGUGGAGGAAAUAUUCAAAGAAUGGAACAAAUAAAUACAAUACUCACGACAGUAGCAUAUUGUGACAUCAUAUGAAAACUUCAAGUGUGACAUCAUAAAUCUCUCAAGUGUGACAUCAUAUUAAAACACUUACGGUGACAUCAUUAUCAUGUGUCAGACUGUUGCUGGAGAAUGACACAAUUAAAUCUUAUUAUGUAAUAGGCUAGUAUUCUGGUCUUCAUUCAGUACAUCUAUUCUAAUUUAUUAAAAGUUUUUAAUUAUCAAACCAAGUAAAAACAUCUGCUUUGGGGUUAAUUUAAUCUUUAUUUGCUUGCCAAAUUCAUUGACAUUUCCCAAAGCAUUUAUUGACAUGAUUGAGUCCGUGUAGAAUAUAGUUCCACUUUGUGAUUAUAAUCAUAUAGUAAUAAUAAAAUAGAAAUAAUAAAAUCUGUCUAAUGUGGACACUUCUGGGAUCAGCCAAAAUAAGGAAAAUGCAAUUUAGGUUAUUCAUAUUAAAAGAUUUGAUAACUGGUAAAUGGUAUCAUUUGAACAUUUAGACAAAGGGAUAAUGAAUAUUAGUAGUCUAAAAAGCAUGCUCAAAUUUGAGAUGUUCGUUUUAGAGCUCUUUGAAGAUUUUAAAGUGUGAUUUUAUUCAACAUAUUUAAAAGAAAUUCAUCAUUUUUCCUAGAUAUAUUUCAAGUUCAGGUUUUAGUUUUCUGUAGUUCAAGUGCUUGGUUUGAUUUCAUCAUUAGCAAAUUGCUAUUUGAACAUAGCUCAAUUACUAAUUUUUGUGAAAAAUAGCAAAUAUUUGCUCCUGAUUAA
Owenia fusiformis is the source of this 2190-nucleotide messenger RNA. NCBI's taxonomy places the organism in Eukaryota, Metazoa, Annelida, Polychaeta, Sabellida, Oweniidae. The record is from the annotation of a GenBank genome assembly.